Brassica oleracea var. oleracea is the source of this 610-nucleotide messenger RNA. RefSeq names its product heat stress transcription factor A-4a. Gene Ontology annotation, cellular component: nucleus. The transcript is spliced from 2 exons. The coding region runs from base 1 to 495 and encodes 164 amino acids. Gene Ontology annotation, biological process: regulation of transcription by RNA polymerase II. Gene Ontology annotation, molecular function: DNA-binding transcription factor activity; RNA polymerase II cis-regulatory region sequence-specific DNA binding. NCBI's taxonomy places the organism in Eukaryota, Viridiplantae, Streptophyta, Magnoliopsida, Brassicales, Brassicaceae. The record is from RefSeq and is a predicted model, not a curated record.
AUGUAUCAGUUCCACGUCGCUGUAUAUGAGAUUGUGGAUGAUCCUUCAUUGGAUUCAACAAUCUCAUGGAGCAAAAGCAACAAGAGUUUUAUCAUCUGGAGUCCUAAAGAGCUAUUCACGAAAAAGAUUCUUAAGAGAUUCUUUUGCUGCAAUCUGUCACAGUUUAUCACCGAACUUGACACAUACGGAUUUGUAAGAAUUGAGGGGUCCGACGAGCAAUUGGAAUUCGGACAUAAGCACUACUUUGUGAGAGGUAAACCUGAGCUUUUGACCAAGAUGCGUCUCCAAGCUGCGAUGAAUAGGAUGAAGAAAAGUGCCCAGAAAGCCAAAGCUAGAGCUGAAGCAGAGAAGAACGGCUCUAUGACUUUGAGACGUGAACCUCGGAUUAUAAUACAUGCCGACGAUGCAAGGAUGAAGUACAAGCAAAUAUUUGAAUCAUCAUCAACGAUAGCUAAAACGCCACUAGAGAAUCGCUUCCGACAUCUACGAAUUUGAUCACUUGUUCCUGUUGCUCUCUUGGGGUUACAAUGCAUGUUUUGCUUAACCUAUAUUUUAAUCUAUAUUGCUAUUUGUAUCAAACCUUGUCCCGUUACUUUGUGUAAUAUUUAAA